This is a messenger RNA of Solanum pennellii, 3321 nucleotides long. RefSeq names its product peroxisome biogenesis protein 6. NCBI's taxonomy places the organism in Eukaryota, Viridiplantae, Streptophyta, Magnoliopsida, Solanales, Solanaceae. Gene Ontology annotation, cellular component: cytosol; peroxisomal membrane. Gene Ontology annotation, molecular function: ATP binding; ATP hydrolysis activity. The transcript is spliced from 15 exons. Gene Ontology annotation, biological process: protein import into peroxisome matrix. The record is from RefSeq and is a predicted model, not a curated record. Bases 183 to 2972 code for a protein of 929 amino acids.
CCGACCCAAAUAUUAUGCUGACAACAAAAUUACAAAAGUUUGAAAGUGUGAUGAACUCUCCUUUCUUGAUUUGCUCAAUUUGCUUGCUGGAACAAAAUUCAAUCACCCAAAAACCCAUCUUUUCUACUCAAUUUCCCCAAUUAACUGCAAAUUGGAACUAGGGUUCUAACAGAAUUUCAAUUAUGGUGGAAAAAAGGAAGCCUUUAAUUCUUUCUUCCACCAAAAAUCUGCUAAAUUCACUCCUGAAUUCAGAAACCCAAACCCAGAUUUCAUUAUUGUCAACAGUACAAUUGAGAGCUGGAAUUCUUCAAGUAUCAAAAGAUGCAAGCAAGAUUUCAAACCCCAAAUUUGUUAAUUUUGAUGAUUCUGCAUUGGUGGGGUUAACUACUUCUCAGCUUAGAAGACUUUGUGUAACUUCUGGUUCACUGGUACUCAUCAAGAAUGUCAAUACAAGUCAACAAAGAAUUGGACAAGUGGUAGUUCUAGAUCCUCCCAGUUCGGACAAAGUUUUAUCUGAGCGUAGCUCACUGUCACAUUCUUCCCUGACAACAUUUCUCUUGCCAUUACAUAGCUAUCCUGAUUGUCACGGUAUUAAACCAGAUGGAGAAGUUGCUUAUUUAUCUCCAAUUCUGGCAUUUAACCUUAAUUUACAUUUGUCAUGCUUGAGAUCAAUGAUUCACCAAGGCAAAGAGGCUUUGUCACCAAUAUUUGAGGCCAAAUCAGAUAACAUAGUGAGUGGAAAAGAUAAUACUCUCAUUACUCUAGGACUUGAACCUUUAGAUCAGUUGCCAAAAUAUGCCACACACCUGAGGGCUUCUUUUGUGAAGAUACCAGAGUGUGGCACUGUUGACUCAGCCAAAAAAGAUUCAUCUACAGAAGCUGAAGAUCGUCAAGAGUUGAUUGAUAUGGAAUUGAAUAAGUACUUUGGAGUAGAUAGAUUUCUUUCUAGAGGUGAUCUUUUCAGUGUAUGCAUCAAUUGGAACUGCAAAUCGGCUCUCUGCAUUCCUUGCAGUCAGAAGAAGCAAAAUGAUGGUUCAGACCUUAUAUAUUUCAAGGUUGUAGGUAUGGAACCUUCUGAAGAACCUGUUCUAAAAGUCAACCGUACUCGAACCGCCCUUGUACUUGGAGGGAAUGUACCUUCUGCUGUUCCUCCAGAUUUCUUGAUUCCUCAGCCACAAGGUUCUCUGCCUUUACAAGUGAGCACGGUGAAGACUUUAGCCUCCAUACUUAUACCACCAUUAUGUCCAUCAGCCCUUUCAUCAAAAUUUCGGGUUGUUGUGUUGUUGCAUGGCUUGACUGGAUGUGGGAAGAGAACUGUGGUUAAAUUUGUUGCUCGUCAACUAGGCCUCCAUGUAGUGGAAUACAAUUGUCAGAGCAUAUUUGCAAAUUCUGAUAGAAAAACAUCUGCUGCCCUUGCUGAAGCCUUCAGCAUGGCUCGCAGGUACUCUCCUACUAUUCUACUUCUUCGCCAUUUUGAGGCCUUCCGCAACUUGGCCUCUAACGAGGGUUCACCACAUGACCAAGUUGGUAUGAAUUUAGAAGUUGCAUCUGUCAUAAAGGAAUUUACUGAGCCAAUUGCUGAAGAUGAAGAAAUUUACUCAGAAGGAAAGUCAAAUGCUCAUGAUCAAGUAAAGGUUGCUCAACCCAUAAAUCGGCACCCGGUGCUGUUAGUUGCUGCUGCUGAUAGUCCUGAAGGCCUUCCACCAACUAUUAGGCGUUGUUUCAGUCAUGAGAUUAGCAUGGAUCCGUUGAAUGAAGAACAAAGGAAGGAAAUGCUCUCCCAGUCUCUUCAACAUGUUAGUGAACUACUUCCAAAUACUUCUUUGGAGGACCUUGUGAAAGAUUUGGUUGGUCAGACAUCAGGAUUCAUGCCAAGGGAUCUGCGAGCUUUAGUUGCUGAUGUUGGUGCAAAUCUAGUCCAUAGUCACGCUAGUCAGGAUGUGAAGGUUGUGCAUGGAGAUCUGAAAGAGGGUUCUCAUGAGAGCAAGCCAAUUGAGAAUGAUGGCUCACAGGACUCGGCAAAGUCACUAAGCAAAGAAGAUGUGAUGAAAUCUCUGGAACGAUCAAAGAAAAGAAAUGCAACAGCAUUGGGUACUCCAAAGGUUCCAAAUGUCAAAUGGGAAGAUGUUGGUGGGCUUGAGGACGUGAAGAAAUCAAUUUUGGACACUGUACAGCUGCCUCUUUUACAUAAGGACUUGUUUUCGUCUGGAUUGCGCAAGCGAUCUGGGGUUCUUUUCUAUGGACCUCCUGGUACAGGAAAAACUUUACUGGCAAAAGCUGUUGCUACUGAAUGCUCCCUGAAUUUUCUCAGUGUGAAAGGGCCUGAGUUGAUUAACAUGUACAUAGGAGAAUCAGAAAAAAAUGUUCGGGACAUUUUUCAGAAGGCCAGAUCAGCUCGACCAUGUGUCAUCUUCUUCGAUGAACUUGACUCGCUUGCUCCUGCCAGGGGUGCUUCUGGGGACUCCGGGGGCGUUAUGGAUCGAGUGGUUUCUCAGAUGCUUGCUGAGAUUGAUGGCCUGAACGACUCUACCCAGGACUUGUUUAUUAUUGGAGCUAGCAACAGGCCAGAUCUUAUUGAUCCUGCCCUUUUGAGGCCAGGGCGUUUCGAUAAGCUCCUUUAUGUUGGUGUUAAUUCUGAAGCCUCGUACAGGGAGAGGGUCCUUAAAGCACUUACGCGGAAGUUUAAAUUGAAAGAAGAUAUAUCUUUACUCUCAAUAGCAAAAAGGUGUCCUCCAAACUUCACGGGAGCCGACAUGUAUGCACUGUGUGCUGAUGCUUGGUUUCAUGCUGCGAAGCGCAAGGCAUUAGCUUCAGAUUCGGAUUCAACUGGCUCGGAGGAAAUGGAUGUCUCAAUUAUCGUGGAAUACGAGGAUUUUUUAAAGGUCUUGGGAGAGAUCUCUCCCUCGUUGUCAAUGGCGGAGCUUAAAAAGUAUGAGUUGCUCCGGGAACAGUUUGAAGGAUCAUCAAGAUGAUCGAGGCGUUGCUCAGAAAGAUUGAAGUGUCCCCGUGCACGGUUAGGGUUCCUACUACCAAUGGGUCAGGAAUUCGAGUCGUGACUCACCCAAAUGCCCCCCGUUGGCCCUCUCUCCUUUACGAGUCUGGAUUUUUUGUGUCAUUUCAGUCGUUUCGACAGGAAGAAAGAUAAAAAGGAUACUCAAGAUAGAUUAUGGAUCUGCUAUCUACUUCCCAUUUUGAGCUAGAGUUGAUAAUAAUUGUCAUUCAGCAUUUGUUUUUGUGUAUAGAAUAAAAUAAAAUAAUGUACUAGUUGAUUUAGCAAUGAAGAACUGUAUAUUUCUACAUGGUUAUUCACUACAGUUCUUU